Messenger RNA from Aspergillus uvarum CBS 121591, 1858 nucleotides. RefSeq lists its product as uncharacterized. The record is from RefSeq and is a predicted model, not a curated record. The coding region runs from base 330 to 1499 and encodes 389 amino acids. NCBI's taxonomy places the organism in Eukaryota, Fungi, Ascomycota, Eurotiomycetes, Eurotiales, Aspergillaceae. The transcript has 3 exons.
UCCUCCUCCUCCUCCUCCUCCCCCCCUCAAAAGGCAAAGGCCAUUGACUCUUCUGACCGAGUUCAACUUCCUUGUCUUGACACUCUCCUUGCUUCCCAUUCCUCUGGGAACCCGGUUCUUUCUCACAAGUUUGUGUUUGUGUGUACAGUACUGUCCAAGUUCCAGCACGUGUCUGGUAGUUCUCGCUCUCCUGGCCCGGAACUACUUUAACGGAACUACUGGCGUACAACACGUCCACCACACACAAACACUUAUUAUCGUUUCACUCCCCAUUCCCCUCUCGCGGUCUUCUCCAGUACUUCUCUCAGGAAGUACCCACCCCACUCGCCAUGCAUUCCACCGCAUCAGCACAUACCAGCCCUGUCAAGGACGGCAGGCGGAUUCUCGGCGAGAAGACCGCCAACGCGUGCCUGUCGCCCGCCCGCCCUCGCCACGCCGCCUCCCUCUCGCCAGCGAAACGGCCAUUCCUGGAGGCACCGUCGUUCACCUCUCCGUCGAAGAAGCUUCUUCCAUCGCCGCUGUUUGCCGGUCAGAAACGCACCAUUGACCAAGUGGAGGGCCCCCACGAGCAUGAGAGCAAUACCCGCGAGCGCGCGCCGGCGGCGGCAGCAGCAGCAGCCCCAAUCCACGCGCAAGAGGAGCUGCCUACCGAAUCCUCUGCAAUUGCAGCAGACGAACAGAUCCCAUCCGACGCGACACAACAACCGAGUAUUCCAGAUCUAGAAACACAACAACAACCACAACAACAACCCUGUAAAUCCACCCAACCAUCCACACAACAACCCCCACCUCCCUCCACGCGAGCAGUCCUCUCCGACCCAGCGACGCGCAAAAGCUUCAUCCACGAGAAAGCAACCCUCCUCCGCACCCGCCUCCAAACCGCCAUGCGUCACGUCCGCGACCCGCAAUUCGACCGCCGCCUCUCCGAGCUUGAAGCCCACAGCCGGAAAUGUCCCCGCCUAGUCGUCGCCGAAACAAGCGGAUCCUACACCCCUGCGCCGACACGCAUGGGCGGUGGCGGUGCUGCUACUGCUGACCCAAAGACCCCGGUCCCGUUCGUCAGUGCCUCCAAUCUUCAGCCCGAGCGCAACGCUUCCCUGGAGAAGCAUGCGUCGGGGCUGUCGUCGCCGCCGCUCUCGACGGGGAAUGAGGCUGCGUCUGCGUCUGCGCUGGAGGAAGAGGAGGAGGAUGGGGAGGAUGCGAUGAAGACCCCGACGCAGAAGAUGUAUCGGCAAACGGGAGGAACAGGAAAAGAAGCAUCGCCGAUGCAACUGAGUAGUCCGCCUGCGACGGUGUCGCGACGGAGGAUUGGGGCGGGGCCGGGGACCGGGACCGGGCUCGAGGAGUCGGACGGUGAAGAGGACGGGAUAGGGAUGGGGAUGGGGAUGGGUUUUCCGGAGACGCAGCGGCGGUUAUCGCAGAAGGGGGAUGCGGUAGAUGGGCUGUUGAAGUUGAUGGGGACGGCGGAGCAUUCCGGAAAAGAGGCGCGGACGGGGUGAUUUCACUGAAGGACUGCCGCGCGGCAACCGUGCCAUACGGAAUCAGUCCCUUCGGAGGAUAGCGUAAUGCCUACCUGCCUGUCUGCCUGUCGGGUCCUCCGCCGGAUAUGAUCUACCCAGUGUUCAAGGUUGUGGAUGAGGGCACCGCGGCCCUUUUCCGGACGGCUCAUCACUCACGCCCACGGGGUUGAUGCCAUGCAUGUAAUGUAUAUAGACUCAGGGAGGACUUUUGCUGCUGUCUUGUAACUGGAUGGAUGGCAGGCAGGCAAGGCAUGCGAGAGAGAGAGAACCAUGAUACCCUUCCUACUUUCUCCGUUCGCCCACUACAGAUUGUCCGCUACGAUCCUCAACCAACUCAA